AUAUAUUGUUCCCAUCUCAUCAAAAUAUAUAUCCUCCUAAAUUAAAUCAUUGCACAAGUUACAACCACCUAAGUUAAGCUAACACCAGCAAAGAAAAAUUCCAACAUGGAUGUUAUCUAUGUCAAACAAGCUUUGAUUUUGGAGGAAGCCAAGAAAGUAUAUAAAAAAUUUGCUUGUAGUGAGGAUCCAAUGGAGAGUUUGUAUAUGAUUGACAUCAUCCAAAGGCUUGGAAUUGAACACCACUUUGCUGAGGAGAUUGAAAAACAAUAUUUGAUAUUGAACAACAUUAAUCCCAUUGAGUUUGUCAAUAGCCAUGAACUAUAUGAUGUUGCACUUACAUUUCGCUUACUAAGACAAGGAGGCCAUUAUGUUAAUCCAGAUUUAUUUGACAGCUUGAUGUGUAACAAAAGAAAUUUUAGAGAAAAAUAUGGCAAUGAUAUGAAGGGUCUCAUUGCUAUGUACGAAGCAUCUCAACUAAGUAUGGAAGGAGAAGAUAUUCUAAACGAUAUAGGGAAUUUUAGUAGUGAGCUUCUUCAUACAUGGUUGUCAAGAAAUCAGAAUUGCAAUGAAGCUAUUUAUGUUGCAAACACUCUUCAAUAUCCACUUCACUAUGGCUUGUCAAGGUUCAUGGACAAUAAUAACAUAUUCCUAAGUGGUUUGAAGGCCAAUAAUGAAUGGACUUGUUUAGAGGAGCUUGCUAAUAUCAAUUCCAACAUAGUUAGAAUCAUGAAUCAAAAUGAGAUCAUUGAAGUUUCCAAAUGGUGGAAAGAAGACAUAGGAAUGUCCAAGGAGCCCAAGUUUGUUAUGUAUCAACCACUCAAAUGGUACAUGUGGCCCAUGACAUGCUUUACAGAUCCAAACUUUUCAGAGCAAAGGAUUGAACUCACCAAAGUUAUCUCUCUAAUUUAUGUUGUUGAUGAUAUUUUUGAUGUUCAUGGGACAUUAGAUCAACUUACUCUAUUUACGGACGCUGCUAAAAGAUGGGAAUUGGCUGGUACAGAGAAACUUCCAGACUUCAUGAAAAAUUGUUUAAGUUUGAUUUAUAAGAUUACCAAUGAAUUCGCGGAAAAGGUCUACAAAAAGCAUGGAUUAAACCCCAUAGACACGCUUAAAAAAUCGUGGGAGAGAUUUUUAAAUUCUGUGUUGAAAGAAGCACAUUGGUUUAAUUCUGGUUACUUGGCAAAGGCAGAUGAAUACUUGAAGAAUGGAAUUGAUAGUACAGGAGUCCAUCUUGUACUUGUGCAUUCAUUCUUCCUCUUCAAUCACAUUAUUCAAGAACAAACUAUUGCUAUCUUGGACCAUGAAUUUCCAAAUAUCAUAUAUUCAGUGGCUACAAUUCUUCGUCUUUCUGAUGAUUUAGAAGGAGCAGCUAAGAGUGGAGAUCAAAAUGGUCUUGAUGGCUCAUAUAUUGAUUGCUAUACUAAUGAACACCAAGAUAUUUCAAGUGAAGAAGCACAAACACAUGUUGCUAACAUGAUUUCAAAUGAAUGGAAACGUCUCAAUCAAGAAAUCAUAAACCCAAAUCCAAUAUUUCCAUCAUCCUUUAUCAAUUUUUGUCUUAAUGUUGCAAGAAUGGUCCCUCUCAUGUACCAUUAUGGGAGUAAUAGUAAUCCAAGUCUCUCCAAUCUACAACAAUUUGUCAAGUCAUUGAUCAGUUAAUGUUACUCCUAAGUGCAUUUAGUACUUAUUCAAUAAUUUCUUGAGAAUAAUAUAUCUAUUGGUCAAGAUUUAUCGUUAAUAUUGAAAAGAAGAGAUGAAUAAUUUGGAAUUGAGCUCA
Molecule: messenger RNA, 1777 nt
Organism: Cicer arietinum (chickpea)
Lineage: Eukaryota; Viridiplantae; Streptophyta; Magnoliopsida; Fabales; Fabaceae
Product: neryl diphosphate diphosphatase, chloroplastic-like
Biological process (GO): terpenoid biosynthetic process
Molecular function (GO): terpene synthase activity; magnesium ion binding
Source: RefSeq, a predicted model, not a curated record